AUCAUCCAUCGGCCAUCAUGAACCAUCAUCAAACCUUCUCACACUCUCCUCUCCUCUCUUUCUUCUAGCCUCUCUUACUCAGACUACACUUGCAGGGGAAAAAUGGCCGCUUUACGCAUUUCCCAUUUUGCCCCUACUGCCAUCGUUUAUUUCCUCCUCUUGUCUUCUUCUUAUCCCAUUGUUGCCCUCAACAUCACCUCCCUCUUGUCCACCUACCCAGAUCUCUCUGACUUCGCUAACCUACUCACCGCCACCGCCGUCGACGGCGAUCUCAUCCACCGCUCUUCUCUCACCCUCCUCGCUGUCCCCAACUCCUUCCUCCGCUCCUCCGAUCUCACCCACCGUUCCUCCGCCUCCAGUCUCGCCGACGUCAUUCGCUACCACGUGCUUCUCCAGUACCUUUCUUGGCCGGACAUUCGUCAGAUUCCGGCCGCCGGAAAGCUAAUCACUACUCUCUACCAAACCACCGGCCGUGCCACUAGCAACUUCGGCUCCGUGAACAUUACGCGCAACCCAGCAAACGGCGCUGUUUCGGUCCAUUCUCCGGCGUCUUACUCUCCCUCCAACGCCACCAUUCUUUCCUUGAUCAAGACGCUUCCGUACAAUGUCAGCAUCUUCACUGUGAAUUCGCUGCUCGUUCCUUACGGAUUUGAUCUGAUGGCAUCGGAGAGUCGACCGCCGUUGGGGUUGAACAUCACGAAGACGUUAAUCGACGGCCACAAUUUCAACGUCGCGGCGUCGAUGUUGAUGGCGUCGGGGGUGGUGGAGGAGUUCGAAGCGGAUGAGGCUGGUGCCGGAAUAACAAUGUUUAUCCCGACCGACGACGCAUUCGCCGAUCUUCCGACGACGGAGAGGCUUCAGUCUCUUCCGGCGGACAAGAAGGCGGUGGUCCUGAAGUUUCACGUCCUGCAUUCAUACUACACUCUGGGUUCGCUUGAGUCGAUCGUGAACCCUGUUCAGCCCACAUUGGCUACAGAGGAAAUGGGAGCUGAGAGCUUCACUCUCAACAUUUCUAGGGUUAAUGGGUCGGUGGCGAUUGAUUCAGGGAUCGUACAAGCGUCGGUGACCCAGACGGUAUUCGAUCAAAACCCAGUUGCUAUUUUUGGGGUUUCCAAGGUACUCUUGCCGAGAGAGAUUUUCGGGAACAACCCAAUUUCGACGACCAGGCCCAGCCCCAACAAUGAAGCAACAGGCAGUGCUCAACCUCCGGACAUAUCCUUGUCGCCGGAGAAUUCACCAGGUUCGUAUACACCCCCGUCGGGGAUGUCCUCUCCACCGGGGUUCCACGAAGAGCUCCGAUCAGAAGCUCAAAUUAAUCGCGCCCAGAGGUUCAUCCUCGCAUGCGCAAUGUCUUGUAUAGGGUUGUAUGUAGUGGUAUGAGAUUCGAUUAUUUUUCCUCAUAAUUAUCAAUUUAUUUUUUCCUUUUUCGGGGGUUUUUGUUUUUUGGUUCUUUUUUUCACACGAUGAAUUGAAUUUGGCUACAAAGGCAGCCAAUUUUUCUUCUGGGCUCGUCAAUUCUGUUUAUCUGGGAAUAAUUUUCCACUAAAAGGCACAAUUUUUUAUUUUCCUCUUUUGGGGUUCUUUGUGAAUCUGCUGUUGUUCUCGUGAUGUAAAGAGCUUAAGAUCAUUCUGUUGUAUGAGUGAAAGUAGAAGAUGGGUUUAGAUCA
Molecule: messenger RNA, 1667 nt
Organism: Vitis riparia (riverbank grape)
Lineage: Eukaryota; Viridiplantae; Streptophyta; Magnoliopsida; Vitales; Vitaceae
Product: fasciclin-like arabinogalactan protein 4
Exons: 1
Coding region: 103-1380 (425 amino acids)
Biological process (GO): mucilage biosynthetic process involved in seed coat development; abscisic acid-activated signaling pathway; multidimensional cell growth
Cellular component (GO): plasma membrane
Source: RefSeq, a predicted model, not a curated record